Myripristis murdjan (pinecone soldierfish) is the source of this 3563-nucleotide messenger RNA. Its product is annotated as probable carboxypeptidase X1. Gene Ontology annotation, biological process: proteolysis. The transcript is spliced from 14 exons. Gene Ontology annotation, molecular function: zinc ion binding; metallocarboxypeptidase activity. The record is from RefSeq and is a predicted model, not a curated record. Lineage: Eukaryota; Metazoa; Chordata; Actinopteri; Holocentriformes; Holocentridae. The coding region runs from base 18 to 2258 and encodes 746 amino acids.
UGCGGGGACCAGUUGCCAUGGCAGGACGCCUCAGUCUCAGUGCGCUUGUGUUUUUGCGCUGUGGAUUAUUUGCGCUCAUUUCCAGCAGCAGCAGCGCACUGGCAACUGCAGCCGCUCCAAAUGCAACUUUUAGUCCAACACAAAGUCUUUCCUCUGCAGGGGAAACUUUCUCCCCCCGCAGCACCGAGGCUCCCAGCACUGGACUCACUGCUGCAGCCACUUUGCAGACCCAGGCAGCGACCAGACCCGCUCCGACUCAGAAAACAGAGGACAGCAGAGUGCUGAGCCAAGACACUGAAGAAGAAGGUCCAGUGGAAUUAGAAUGUCCUCCACUGGGUCUGGAGUCUCUGAAGGUCAAAGACACGCAGCUGAAGGCGUCGUCCUUCAAGCGCCGGGGCCUCGGCCCGCACCGCGGCCGCCUCAACAUCCAGUCUGGGAUAGAAGAUGGAGACAUCUAUGACGGCGCGUGGUGCGCUCAGUACAGAGACAAGAAGCAGUGGCUGGAGGUCGACGCUCUGCGGCCUACUCGCUUCACCGGCGUCAUCCUGCAGGGACGCAACUCCAUCUGGAGCUGGGACGUCGUGUACACCUACAAGGUGCAGUUCAGUAACGACACGCUGGUCUGGACGCCGUGUAUGAACGGGACUGAAGAGGCUGUAUUUGAAGGGAACCAGAAUGCAGAGACACCCGUCCUGGCCCUUUUCAACACGUCGACGGUGGCGCGCUACAUCCGGAUCAACCCACAGAGCUGGUACGAGAACGGGACCGACGGGGACAUCUGCCUGAGAGCAGAGGUGCUGGGCUGCGCCCUGCCAGACCCUAACAACAUCUACGCGUGGCAGACAGAGCCGACAGAAUCCAAAGACAAACUGGACUUCAGGCACCACAACUACGAGGAGAUGAGAAAGCUGAUGAAGUCGGUGAACGAGGCGUGUCCCGACAUCACCCGCAUCUACAGCAUCGGCAAGAGCUACACGGGCCUGAAGCUGUACGUCAUGGAGAUCUCCGACAACCCGGGCAAGCACGAGCUGGGCGAGCCGGAGUUUCGCUACGUGGCCGGGAUGCACGGGAACGAGGCGCUGGGCCGCGAGCUUCUCCUCAACCUGAUGGAGUACCUGUGCCAGGAGUACAAACGGGGCGACCAGCGCGUCGUCCACCUGGUCAAAGAGACUCGCAUCCACCUGCUGCCCUCCAUGAACCCCGACGGAUACGAGAUGGCCUUUAAGAAGGGCUCGGAGCUGUCGGGCUGGGCUCUGGGACGGUACAGCUACGAGGGCAUCGACAUGAACCACAACUUCGCCGACCUCAACUCGGUGAUGUGGAAAGCCAUCGAGCUGGAGACGGACAAGUCCAAACUCAUCAACCACUACUUCCCCAUCCCCGAGCAGUACACCUCCGAGGAGGCCUUCGUGGCGUCAGAGACCCGAGCCGUCAUCAACUGGAUGCAGAACAUCCCGUUUGUUCUCAGCGCCAACCUGCACGGCGGCGAGCUGGUGGUCACCUACCCGUACGACAUGACGCGGGACUGGGCGCCCCGCGAGCACACGCCCACGGCUGACGAGAGCUUCUUCCGCUGGCUGGCCACCGUGUACGCCAGCACCAACCAGGUGAUGUCCAACCCCGACCGAAGGCCCUGCCACAAUAAGGACUUCCUCCGAUACAAUAACAUCAUCAAUGGAGCCGACUGGCACAACGUACCCGGAAGCAUGAACGACUUCAGCUACCUGCACACCAACUGUUUCGAGGUGACGGUGGAGCUGUCGUGCGACAAGUUUCCUCACGCCAGCGAGCUUCCCGUCGAGUGGGAGAACAACCGAGAGUCUCUGCUGGUUUACAUGGAGCAGGUUCACCGUGGCAUCAAGGGUGUGGUUCGUGACAAAGACACCGAGGCGGGAAUAGCAGACGCCGUCAUCAAAGUCGACGACAUCGAUCAUCACAUCAGAUCAGUGGCCGACGGCGACUACUGGCGGCUGCUGAACCCCGGGGAGUACCAGGUGACCGCCAGCGCAGAGGGCUACUUCCCCUCCACCCGCACCUGCCGGGUCAUGUACGAGCACUACCCGACCCUCUGCGACUUCCGCCUCACCAAGACGCCCAAGCAGAGGCUCAAGGACAUCCUGGCCAGGGGCGGAAAAAUCCCCAAAGACCUGCAGCUGCGGCUUCGGCAGCUCCGCCUGCGCAAGCUCCGCGUCACCACCAAGGCCAUCAACCAGAGGAGAGCCGCCGCCGCCGCCAGGAGGGCGACCAGGGGGGCGUGAUGAUGAUGAGGGCGAGCCAACUCACGUCACAUUUUUCGACAUCUGGAGGCACCCUGUCUUCACUGGACUGUGUCUUAUAUGUAUAUUUUUACUUUUUUAAUCCAGUUCAUGUUCAGUCUCUCGCUCGACUCGAGGACACACUGAUGGAAGCCGCUCACUUCGAGGAGAGCGUCUCUGCUUCUCUUUGGUGAUCUAAGUCUAUUUUUCUUACCCUUGUUGGUGCUAGUUGUUCUUUUUUUACAUCUCAUUUCUCACAUUUCCUUGUUGUUUCCCGUGUAAAGAGCAGAUGUGACUGUCUUUUGUCGUGACAGCGUUGAAAAGUUAACAAAACACAUCACUGUAUUGUAUGAGUGGCAGCUCGUAGAGUCGAAAAUAAGAUCAUUAGGAUUGCAGCUGUGAUCAGUGUCUCCAUUUUUUUUUUUUUCUGAAAUUCACCAUGUGAUUAUGUGCUUUCUGUCUGAUGGGAGUCGAAAUAGAUUCGGAAUAGAUUCACGAUUAACAGUGCUCACUCUCGGUUCGAGGAGGAUGUGAGGAUGAGGAUUUUUUAGGCUACUUCUGAGCAGACAAAGCAGCUUGGAUCACAAAAAGUACAGGGCUUUGAAUUCAAACUAAAAAAAAAUGGCAGCUCCAGUUUCUUUUCUUUCUUUCUUUUUCGAAUGAUCAUUCAAGUUCAUAGUCUUCAUUCUCUUCAGUUUCUUAGGAGGUUGGAUUUGACAGCUCUCUCAGCUCAAAUCUUUUUACAACCUCAGCUGUUUUAAUCAAAAUGUGCUGUGUUGAGAAAAAAAAACCAAAGAACAUAAAGCCAAAGAUCUUUUGGGCGCAUUUUGUAGAAGAUCCACCUGAAUUGUCAGUUUCUUGGUAUGGUGUGAGCCAGAAAGUGAGUUUUUAAAGAAAUCCCAUCAGUCCUUGUUACUGUAUAUCAGCGCUGCGGGUGUAUUACUGUCAGUUUGUGCUAUGAGGCAGUAAAACGUAUCGCUUUUUAAAGGAAACUGAACCUUGACUUUCAGUUCAGCCUCUGGGGAAACUCCAGAAAUGACCAAAGAAGAGGAUUUUAAGUUGACUGAAUGGUUCAGUAAGGACAAACAGGACAGAAAUCCCACCACUUUGUUCAGGUGAAAGUUCAGUAACCACAUGUCUGAUAAUUUAAUUAAGAGAAGAGCUUUACUGCACAGCCUGGUGCUGAUCUGAGUUCAGUAGGUGUGUCCUUUGUGUUCAUGUAGCGGUGACGUGCCAUGCACCAUCCCCUUUCAUAAGAGCCGAUUUCUGAUGUCUGUCUGUCAUCUGAUUUCUGCAACUCCCUGUCAA